GUUUUGGCGUCGAUUAAUCAUGGCGGAACUGAAGGACUAUGGAGACAUCAAGGUUAACCUGCAAAUGUUCAUUCAGUAAAAGUACAACCUUUCUCUCAGCGGCAACUUCUCUUCAAAGUUCAUGAUUCAGCAGGAGAAACCACAGCUGGCCGGCACAAUGCCAGUGGUAUGGCCUACACUUCUUGACCUCGGGCGAGAUGAAUGUAAAAGAAUCCUCCGCAAACUCGAGCUGGAGGCCUAUGCUGGGGUUAUCAGUGCUCUCAGAGCACAAGGGGAUCUCACCAAGGACAAGAAAGAUCUACUUGGAGAGCUCACCAAAGUCUUAAGUAUCUCGACAGAGCGGCAUAGGGCAGAGGUUCGAAGAGCGGUGAACGAUGAACGCCUCACCACCAUUGCAUAUCACAUGUCUGGGCCCAACAGUUCUUCAGAGUGGUCCAUCGAGGGACGCAGACUAGUGCCCCUGAUGCCUAGACUGGUUCCGCAGACGGCGUUUACAGUGACCGCCAACGCUGUGGCUAAUGCGACGGCCCAUCAGAAUGCCUCCCUUCUCCUGCCUGCAGAGACUGGCAACAAAGAAGUGGUGGUUUGCUAUUCCUACACAAGCACCACAUCAACGCCCACUAGCGCCACGGCACCAAGUGGCAGCGCGUCGGCUACUGUGAAGUCUCCGCGGCCUGCAAGUCCCGCGUCCAACGUGGUCGUGCUUCCCAGCGGGAGCACCGUCUAUGUAAAAAGUGUAAGCUGCUCCGACGAGGAUGAGAAACCGCGGAAACGCAGGCGCACCAACUCCUCCAGCUCUUCCCCUGUAGUACUGAAGGAAGUGCCUAAGGCAUCUCCACCUAUCUCUAAAACCAUCACCGUGCCUGUGAGCGGAAGCCCCAAAAUGAGCAACAUUAUGCAAAGCAUUGCAAAUUCUCUGCCCCCUCACAUGUCACCUGUGAAAAUAACCUUCACCAAGCCAACCACACAGACCACCAACACCACCACGCAGAAGGUGAUUAUUGUGACGACUUCUCCGAGCUCGAGCUUCGUGCCCAACAUCCUCUCCAAAUCCCACAACUACGCGGCCAUGUCCAAGCUGGUGUCCACCUCUGUGUUAACCUCGCCCACUCAGAAACAAACUGUAGUCAUCCCCGCCAGCUCCAGCCCUUCCUCCGGCCCCAGCACGGUUGCCGUGACGACCGUCGUGUCCUCCACCCCCUCUGUGGUCAUGUCAACUGUAGCACAGGGAGCCUCUUCGGCAGCUGUGAAGGUGGCCACCGCGAGGCUUCCCUCCCCAAAGACUUUGGUGGGCUCCCCGACUCAGAUCUUGGCCCAGUUUCCCAAGCAGCACCAGCAGUCCCCCAAACAGCUUCAGCAGGGUUCUCCCAUCUCCUCCCCCGCCGGAACAGGACAAACCGCCACCACGCCGCCCAGCAGCAAACCCACUAUCCAGAUCAAGCAAGAGUCAGGUGUGAAGAUCAUUACCCAGCAGAUGCAGCCCAGUAAAAUACUCCCUAAGCCUUCGUCUGCUGCCUUGCCCAGUAGCAGCACUUCACCCAUCAUGGUUGUCAGCAGCAAUGGGGCCAUCAUGACGACAAAGCUGGUGUCUACACCCACAGGCACCCAGGCAACUUACACUCGCCCUACAGUCAGCCCAACCAUCGGAGCCCGAAUGGCCACGUCACCUGGUGGGGCCACCUACGUCAAAACUACCAGCGGGAGCAUAAUAACCGUGGUACCAAAGUCUCUGGCAACGCUGGGUGGCAAGAUUAUCAGCAGCAACAUUGUAUCUGGUACAACGACUAAAAUAACCACCAUUCCCAUGACAUCGAAACCUAAUGUAAUCGUGGUGCAGAAGACGACUGGGAAAGGAACGACCAUUCAGGGUCUGCCGGGGAAAAACGUCGUCACGACAUUGCUAAACGCUGGGGGAGAGAAGACGCUGCAGGCUGUCCCAGGGGCGAAGCCAGCCAUCAUCACGGCCUCACGGCCCAUCACCAAGAUGAUUGUUACCCAGCCCAAGAGCAUAGGCUCCGGGGUGCAGCCCAGCACCACCACCAAAAUUAUCCCCACCAAAAUAGUCUACGGACAGCAAGGGAAGACGCAGGUUCUGAUUAAGCCCAAACCCAUGGCCUUUCAGACUGCCGUGGUGAGCGAGCAGACAAGACAGCUGGUGAGCGAGACGCUUCAGCAGGUCUCCCGUGGGUCGGACGUAGCCCCAGGCUCCAGCCAGGAAGGGGCGCAAAAGGAAGACUCGCCCGCGUUCACGGAAAGCAGCCCGCCUUCUGCUGAAUCCUCCCAAACUGUUCACGAUUCUCAGCCUGUAGUACACGUCAUCGCCUCUAGGGGGCAGGAGUGGUCUGAACAUGAGGUUUCCGUGGAAGCGAGCCCUACCAUUAUCUACCAGGACGUGUCAGGAGAGGCACAGUCAGCCACCUCCACUAUUAAAGCUCUCCUCGAGCUGCAGCAAACAACAGUGAAGGAGAAGGGGGAUUCGAAACCGCGGCAGCACACUAUUGAUCUGAGUCAGAUGGCUGUGCCCAUUCAGAUGGCCCAGGAGAAGAGGCAGAGUCCAGAGUCUCCAGGCCAGGUGACUGGAGAACUGGAACAGCUCACGGACUACAUCCCUGCUGGAAAAUCCAGUAAGGGGGAGAUGACUUUGUCGUCUAGCCAACCGCAAGGCACGUCCUGCCAAACCGCAUCUCAGACCAACCUGGUAACAGUCAAGCCUGCGCCACCAGCAGCCGCGGUCGUUGCGCAGCAGACUGGAACGGGUCAGGCCAUUCACAGCAAGCAGGUGGUGGAGGAGCAGCUCGUGGAGGAGGGAGAGCUGGAGGGGGACACUCUGGACCCUCAGACCGGACUGUUUUACAGGUCCUCUCAGCCAGUGGACCAGCUCACCCCUGCUCCAUCGCAACAGCAAAAAAACACCCCAGCCCCACAGCCUCACUCUACCCAACCCAGCCCCAGCAAACCUGCAUCCGGCCAGCUGUCCUCCCCGGCCUCCGCCCCGACAACCACCACCGCCGCCGCCGCCGCCCCUGCCGCCACCAAACGAGUGGCCCCACCUCAGGACCAUCCUGUACCCAAGCUGUCUGCUCAGCAGAGCGCUGGGCAGAAGGAGAAGCCCUCCUCUGGAACUGGGGCCCAGCCCGUCAUGCAGGCUGUUCCUGUGAAACCUCCUCACACACCCCAGCUACCAAAAUUACAACAGGCCCCCACCUCUCACAACAGGCCUAACACCCACACCCAGCUGUCUCAGCCCCCACCGCUGCAGGCCCACCAUCCCGUGGGCUCCGACAAGACCUCCAGCAGCCAAGUGCAGCAGCCUAUUAUCACUCAAGGAGCCACUGUGACAAAGAUUACCUUCGGUAGUCAUCAGUCCACCCCCGUGUCCAGCAGCGGCGAGGCCACAGCCAAACUGCUCCCGGAAUCCAGCUCAGGCCCCGGAUCGUCCACCGAGAAGUCGUCUGUGUCGGACAUCUUAAAGAUCUCCAUGAUGGAGGCGGAAAUCGACCCCAGCGCCGAGCCGAUGGUGGUGGAUUCGUCCAGCGACUGCGGCUCCUACAGCAAAACGCCGGUCACCUCUCCGCUCAUCAGCAGCUCAGGCUCCGCCCUUCACCACUCCAAACAGCAGCACGGGUCCUAUAGCCGCCUCCACGGCCUGACCGCCCAGAAGAGCAAAGACGUGGACGUCAUACAGGUAAUCCCACAGUUCUCCAUUAUGCCAGACUCCAGCCAGUCCAACGUAGUGGUGGAACCAAGUGGCUUUUUGGAGAUCACAGACUACACCAGUCAGCGUUUAGAUGAGGAGAGCGUCAUGGAGCAGGAGGUGGACAGCAGCAACGAUGAGGGAGCCGCCUCCAGCCCGAUGGAGGGUUGUGCCGACCAAUCACAGUGACACUUGGAAAUUUAGCCGAUGACAUCACAACGACCCGUUGGUAAACCUGUAUUCUCGUGUAGCGGGCUUUUGCCCAACCCCCCUCUGAUGUCAUCAGAACUUUGGAUUUUAAAAGCCUGGAUCUCGCCGAAGAACAUUUGUACAUAACAUCGUAUGAAGUUUACCUGGUGGAGAGCAACUCAGUCAUUAAGGAAAAGCAGAAGGAAUACUGCUGUCCUAAAGGGAAAGAAUGAGACCGGGUGGCCUCCCGAUAAGCAUUGUGCUUAUAGCCUUGCGCAGUGGUGCUGUGGACAGGACAUCGUCCAGGAAAAAAAAAACAUUUUCAGUAACUUACAGAGGAAUAUUUUGUAUUUGCUUUAGUUGCAGUGAAAUUUUUUUUUUUCCAGUAGAUUCUGUCCAGUACAUUUUUUUUUUCUUGCAAGGCAACACUUUGACCUGAAAAGUGCACUCCAGUGAAAUGGAGUGGAAAAAAAACAAAAACUGAACGGAGGAAACUUAAGUGUGGUUUGUAGUUUUGUUUGGCCUGAUGCUUUAAGUAGUCCGUGGUAAAGGACUUACACAGAAGCGUACUGUUUGAUGAGCGUAGUGCAGCUCCGUAGUUUGAUCAGUUGUGUAACCAGGCGUUACAUUAGUUUUUAUAUGGUCACUGUUCACCUUUAGGGUUACUCUCGAAAGGACCGCAAAAUGUAUAAAACUACAGACGUGAAGCUUUCUCCUUUGUCCAUGGAUCUGAUGGAGGGAGGAGUCCGAAGUCUUCUGUAGGCCCAUGCUAUGUCAUACAGACCUGAAUCCAUACAGUGUUGAAUUUUGUGUAAAUAAGGUUAUUACCAUAAAGUGCUGGUAGAUUUAUGAAA
This is a messenger RNA of Chanos chanos (milkfish), 4737 nucleotides long. It is a transcript of the gene emsy, whose product is annotated as EMSY transcriptional repressor, BRCA2 interacting. The transcript is spliced from 21 exons. Bases 122 to 3883 code for a protein of 1253 amino acids. Gene Ontology annotation, cellular component: nucleoplasm. Gene Ontology annotation, biological process: regulation of DNA-templated transcription. Lineage: Eukaryota; Metazoa; Chordata; Actinopteri; Gonorynchiformes; Chanidae. The record is from RefSeq and is a predicted model, not a curated record.